Messenger RNA from Saccostrea echinata, 2184 nucleotides. Its product is annotated as F-box/WD repeat-containing protein 8-like. The record is from RefSeq and is a predicted model, not a curated record. The coding region runs from base 62 to 2041 and encodes 659 amino acids. Gene Ontology annotation, cellular component: preribosome, large subunit precursor. Gene Ontology annotation, molecular function: protein binding. NCBI's taxonomy places the organism in Eukaryota, Metazoa, Mollusca, Bivalvia, Ostreida, Ostreidae. The transcript is spliced from 11 exons.
UUUCAACGUUUGAAAAGCCAAAAGGAAUGCCACCCAGACAUCAACAUAUGUGAGAUUACAAAUGGCAAAUACAGAGGAUUUAGAAGUGUUCAGAAAGAGAUGGAAAGAGGAAGUAAACAGAAAACAAAGCAAUCUACUUAGAGGAAACGCGGACGGAGGGACUACAAGUAAUGAGGGGAAGAAUUCUGCGUCAAGUUCUAGAAAUCAUAACGUGAUAACACCACCAAAACCAGUCAACAUUAAAUUUAACGAUAAUAUUAUCGCCUCCAAUUCUAGUGAUGAUAGUUUGAAUAGCAAACGAGAGGUUGCUUAUUAUCCGUUUGACAUUGUUUGUAAUCUGUUAAAAGAUGGACAAAAUCCUCAAAUAGAGAAUCAACAGACGGGCAAAAAAGAAUCAGUUGUUGAAAAAAAGUACCUAAAGAGGCAUAAAGAUCAACAAUCAAAUGAUAAAUCUGUCAAGAAAUUCAAACUGAAAGACAUAUUCUCAAAUAAACAAGGUGUAAAUGAUGGAUCAGGCAAAAUCAGAGAAAGAAUCUUGGACAAAUUCAUUUCGGACUUGGAUGAGAUUAAUGAGAUUCCAUUCUUUGACUUGUCCAUCCCAAGAGAAGUAGGAAUCAAAAUUUUCCAGCAUCUUAGUAUGCCAGAUUUAUGCAGGUGUGCCCAGGUCAGCAAGAGUUGGAAAAGCCUGGCCGAAGAUGAAUUUUUGUGGUGUAAGAUUUGCCAUGAUCUUGGCUAUGAAGAGGAUAUCCUUACUAUAGAAAAGGUCAAUUGGAAAGACAUAGUCAGGCAGAAUCUCAACAGGAAAAGAAGUAUUCUUUCAAACUGGAAGGAGAGAAAAGGAGAUGUCCGACAACUUCAGCACUUGCCUGGUGGAAUCCUGUGUUCUGUACACUCUUACCUCAAUAUUGUUGCUGCAGGGUAUACAAAAGGAGAUGUCAAAGUAUGGGAUCUAGAAAAUGAAGAAGACUUUAUACUGCAGCCUUCUAACACAUCCCUCAUUAUCGAUGAAGAAGAAGAGGAAGGCACAAUUACAAAUUUUGUCACCAAAGUUUCUACAUCCAAAAAUAUGAUAGCUGCCGUGUUUCAACAAGGAAAUGUUGAUGUUUGGCAACUUCAGGGAAAUCAGACACAGCCAUGUUAUACAUUUGUUGACGGCCAUUCCAAACGGAUAUCUCACCUCUGUUUAUCAGAUCUGUCAGACACCAUGGUAACAGCAGCUGGACCAUUUGUUCACAUGCAUCGUAGGAAAUCUGGUUUGUUCCAGACACAACAAAUAGAUGUUCAACAGUGGGUCCAGCAUAUUGAGUUGUUUGAGCCACCAGCUUCCCCUCCACAUGUUGCUGUAUCCACAUGGUUCAAAGUCUCUUUAUACAACAUGGAAACUCCAGAUCAACAGUGUACAGAGAUACAUAAUAUUGUAGAUCUGAACAUAUCAGCCAUUGAUGUAUCUGAAGAAAGCAAUAUUCUAGCAGUUGCUCUGAAGCAGAAGGUAAAGUUAUAUGAUAUUCAUUCAAAGAGGGAGGUACAGGAUUUGUAUGGACACACCAGAGAAAUAUCAUGUAUGAAUUUACGAAACAGUCCCAUCAAUCAAAUAGUGACUGGCAGUGUAGAUAGGAGGGUGCGUGUUCAUGACAUCAGAACCACUAAUCCUGUAGCUUCCUUUACUGGGCACAUGUACGAGGUAACGUCUGUACAGAUGGAUGACUGGAAGGUCGUCUCUGGAGGAUUUGGGGGGUUUGUUUAUGUGUGGGACCUCCGCAUGGCUCGUAAACUUUGGGAAAUUCACAGCAGACACCCUGUUAGACACUGUAAAUUUUCUGAAGACAAACUUGUAGUUGGAAACGUACCAUCGUCAAAAUGUCCUGUUGUUGAUGAAUAUGAGAACAUCACACAUCGAAAAUACAGAGGAGGGAUACAGGUGUACGAUUUCUCUAGGGACCAGAUGACUGAGGGGGUACCUGACAUCUGUCUGUCUACCUAUGAUGAGCCUAGUGCUUCCAGCUACAACAUGGCACUAGUGAAUCCUUAUGACAAAAUAUGAGCAAAAUUACAGGGACAAAUAAAGGACUAAAUACAUCGUUUAAAUAUUCAAUAAUGUUUAUCAAAUAUCUGUUUGGUAUUCUUCAAAAUUACAAAUUUUAGUGCAGAAACUUUUAUUAGGAAAAUUACCAUUGUCUUUCAUUU